AAUAAAACAGCAGCUACACAAGACUUUUUCGUAAGGUUCACGUAGCCUUAUCCUUUCAAAUCUUUCUCCGAAUCUCAAUCAUAUAUAUGACACUAGAGCUUGUACAAGUUUUGAGACUGCCACAUAGAAAUAAACAAUGACGAGCAAGACUUUUGCUUCUCCUAUGUUCAUCUUCUUUUGGCUUUUGAUGAUUUCCAUCAUUUUAGUCCAACCCGCUCUCUCUGGACGGACGCUUGGCAGCAGCGGUGGUGACGCCACGAUUGGAAUCAUUCCAGGUGGUCCUCACAAGGCAACUGGUGGUGACGCCACGAUUGGAAUCAUUCCAGGUUAUCCUCCCAAGGCAACUGGUGGUGACGCCACGAUUGGAAUCAUUCCAGGUUAUCCUCCCAAGGCAACUGGUGGUGACGCCACGAUUGGAAUCAUUCCAGGUUAUCCUCCCAAGGCAACUGGUGGUGACGCCACGAUUGGAAUCCUUCCAGGUGGUGGUACAAGUUCUCCUACUAACUCUGCUCCUAAAGCUGUAGGCCGUGGACCCAUAGGUUAUGGGCCGUUACACAGGCCUCCAAUUUGCAACAAACCAAUAUACGCGCGAUGCUUGCCGGCCCCGCCAAGAAGACCAUGUAAUUAUUAUAGCUUUUGCCGACCCCCACUCCCACCAAAAUAAAGUUGCCAAUAAAGCGGACUCGACCCGAUCAACCCCUACUAAUAAAGUUGGACCGAUACUGCUCCAACUGCAGCUAAGCUCAUAUAACACUGAGCCCAUGCAAUAGAAAUAUACGCAUGGAUUAGACGUUUUGAGAAUGUUUUUAAAAAAGUUUACGAUAGUGUGAAAAACUUUUAAUGUUGAUAUUUAGAUAUUUUGGGAGUAUUUGUGGGAGUAUGAUACUGUAGUAUUAUAUUUAAAAUAUUUGUUUAUGAAAAAACGGUAAAUCCGUGUAGACCUACAUUUCAAGUGUUUGUAAAAAAUUAAAUAUAUGAAGAGAUUGUAUAUGUGUUGAUUGUAA
Molecule: messenger RNA, 1004 nt
Organism: Coffea eugenioides
Lineage: Eukaryota; Viridiplantae; Streptophyta; Magnoliopsida; Gentianales; Rubiaceae
Exons: 6
Coding region: 137-664 (175 amino acids)
Source: RefSeq, a predicted model, not a curated record